CCGCUGCUGCUGCUGCUGCAUCGUUCCAUUCAGGAGGGCCUGACGCAGGGCAGCGAGUCGUGGCGAGGGUGAGGGAGAGGGUGGUGGGGGAGGGGCGGAAGGUUCAGGGACUUGACUGCGGCAGCAGCUAGAGAGGAGGGGGAGAGGGAGAGGGAGAGAGACUGACUGGCGAGGCGGUUGAGCAGGGGAGGGCAGGCAGGGAGGGAGGGGAGGCAGGGGGGAGAGGACUUGGACUUUUGUUGCCACAAGGGCAUGGUGUGCGCGGUCCGACAAUCAAUAUAAUACAGCACUAUGCACUCGUCGAAGCUCUGCCGUGGCUCCGCACUGCCCCUCUCUGCUGCAAAGCGCGCCUGGUGGCGCGGAGGAGAGCUCGCUUGCUCGGCCUCGGCCUCGCACAAUCGCAGGCACUUGGGCGGGCAUCGUCCUGUAGCGCCCACUCUUCGCAGCCGACGCUCCAGCCCUCCGCAGCUGCUUCACUCCUUCACGAAAAUGCUCACUCACUCCAUCCCUGGCCUCGUGCCCAUCGCUCGGGCUUCGUCCGCCGAAGCGCAAGCGCACUCUAACGGAGCAGUUCCUGCUUCUGGCUCUGGCAGCUCUGAUGAUGAUAUCUACCAAGAUACGGGAGGUUACAAACUUCCCCGAAAGGAGAUCAGAGAUAUUGUGGAUGCCCCUCCAACUCCUGCACUAUCAUUUUCGCCCAAGAGAGACAAGAUUCUAUUCUUGCAGCGUCGCUCUCUGCCACCGUUGGCUGAUUUAGCGAGGCCGGAGCUGAAGCUUGCUGGAUUUCGUAUCGACCCGUCAUUUAAUACACGGAGUCGGAUGUCGUCUUAUACAGGAAUAAGCAUACAUGAGCUGUUGGAAGAUGGCACCCUAGGACCAGAGGUAUCAGUUACGGGGCUUCCUGACGAAUCGAAAAUCAACUAUGUCUCCUGGUCUCCAGAUGGUACUCACCUGGCAUUCACUGUUCGUGGAGACGAACCGGAGGAGGGUUCAACGUCUGGUCUUGGUGUCUGGGUAGCUAAUAUCGAAAGUGGAGAGGCGAGGAGGCUGUUUGGUCCUCCUGAUUUGCUGUUGAAUCCAAUUUUUGACACAUUCGCCUGGUUGGACGACUGUACACUUGUUGCUUGUUGCAUACCUCCAUCUCGAGGGCCCCCACCUAAGAAACCUUUAGUACCAGCUGGUCCAAAUAUUCAGUCAAACGAGACGAAAGAAGUGGUCCAAAAUCGAACUUAUCAAGACUUGCUGAAGGACCAACAUGACGAAGACCUAUUUGAUCACUACGGUACAUCUCAAUUAUUCCUGAUUAACCUGAAUGGGGAAACAGAACCGAUUGGGAAACCAGCUGUGUAUACUUCCAUCGAUCCCUCACCGGAUGGAAGCUACUUUCUUGUUUCAACAACUCACAGACCAUACUCGUUUAUUGUUCCUUCCGGGAGGUUCCCAAAACGCAUGGAAUUGUGGAAGCGAACUGGGGAGUUCGUCAGAGAGAUAUGUUCUCUUCCUCUUGCUGAAAAUAUUCCGAUCACAUUCAACAGUGUACGGCAGGGAAGGAGGUCCAUCAACUGGCGAGCUGACAAACCUGCUUGCCUAUACUGGGUUGAAACUCAGGACGGAGGAGAUGCAAAAGUGGAAGUGAAUCCAAGGGAUAUCGUAUAUACACAACCGGCAGACUGUCCAGAAGGAGAAGAGCCACAGGUUUUAUACAAGUUGGAGCUACGAUACGGAGGUGUUGUUUGGGGGGAUGAAGGACUUGCACUGGUGUAUGAGUCAUGGUACAAAACACGACGCACUCGAACUUGGAUGAUUGCACCCGGGAAUCUUCAAGCAGAAGGGCGUAAGCUUUUUGAUCGCUCAUCAGAAGAUGUCUACGCAGAUCCUGGUUCACCAAUGCUUCGCAGAACUUCUCUCGGAACGUACGUUCUUGCAGGUGUCAAAGAUGCUGAUGGCAAGAAGAGGCUGCUCCUGAAUGGAAGUGGCGCAACACCACAAGGCAAUAUUCCUUUCUUGGAUCUGCUGGAAAUCGAGUCAGGUGAAAAACAGCGAAUCUGGGAAAGUAGCAAGGAGACCUAUUUCGAGACAGUCGUAGCUCUGAUGUCAGAUCAGGUGGAUGGAGAUCUGGACCUGAACAAGUUACGUAUUUUGGUCUCAAAGGAAUCUCAAACCGAUCCACCUCAGUAUUAUCUGCGCUCCUGGCCUGAGCAAACUGUCUGUCAAAUUACAAACUUCCCUCAUCCCUAUCCUCAAAUAGCUAAUCUGAAGAAGGAGAUUAUACGAUACGAACGGAGCGAUGGUGUGCAACUUACAGCAAAUUUGUAUUUACCUCCAGCGUAUGACCCUGCUACUGAUGGGCCACUGCCAUUGCUAAUGUGGGCAUACCCAAGGGAAUUCAAGAGCAAAGAUAACGCUGGCCAGAUGAGAGGAUCACCUUAUAGUUUUGCAGGCAUUGGAUCUACUUCGGCAUUGUUGUGGUUGGCUAGAAGAUUUGCUAUUCUGGAUGGUCCGACCAUGCCCAUCAUUGGCGAAGGAGACGAGGAGGCCAAUGACAGGUACGUGGAGCAGCUGGUUGCGAGUGCUCAAGCCGCAGUUGAUGAGGUUAUCCGAAGAGGGGUGGCUCAUCCAAAAAAGAUAGCUGUUGGGGGGCAUUCUUACGGUGCUUUCAUGACCGCCAAUCUGCUUGCCCAUGCUCCUCAUUUGUUUGCCUGCGGUAUAGCACGGGCUGGCGCUUACAACAGGACAUUGACUCCAUUUGGCUUUCAGGCUGAAGAGAGAACUCUCUGGGAGGCACCCACGACGUACAUCAAUAUGAGUCCUUUCAUGUUAGCAAACAAGAUCAAGAAACCUAUUCUGCUUAUUCAUGGGGAAGAAGAUAACAAUCCAGGAACGAUGACAAUGCAGUCUGACCGAUUUUACAACGCGCUCAAAGGACAUGGAGCACUUACUCGGCUCGUAUUGCUACCUUUUGAAAGUCAUGGGUAUCAAGGAAGGGAGAGUGUUAUGCAUUGCCUAUGGGAGAUGGAUAGAUGGUUGCAAAAGUAUUGCACCGACGGGGAAGCAGACGAAACUCCUGACGCAUCAAGCGAGCAAGAGGCAAAAGGACAUGUCACUUCUGGUACACUUGGUGAGGCUGGCAAAUCUGAGGAAAGUGUUGACGGUGAAGAUCCUCCUGAAAGUCGUAGUAGGCAUUGGAGUGGUAUGUUGUCCCUCUUGUAAGGAGACGAAGAAGCAGAGUUCCAAAUUUGAAUCGAGACCAAUAGCGUAUGUUCAUAUGGCCGUUGACGAUCAAGGUGGGCCGGAUUGUUUCAAUCAUUAGAGCAGUUGUACGUGGUUGACCGGGGGAAGUUUUAUCUAUUAUAGGGUGCUCAGAGUCUGGAGAGAACAUCACGCACUGCACAAACUGUUGUAGUUAGCUAGUCAGUUCCAAAUCUAGUCGAUGUCGUGCACUUCGAUCCGGCAAGAGAAGAGGCAACAUCAUGCGAGUAAGCAAUAAGUGUUGUAAUAGGCCUACAAACAUUUUUAGAUUCUAGACUGCAAAUUUUGCUUGUCCAUGUUUGAUAGAUUCUAGACGUGCUGUACGUGCAAGUGUCCACAAGUCACCUUCAAAACGUUAGUGGAAAUGUCGGAAAGUGUAAGUUAACUGUGUAGUUAGUUGAGAUAUGUACACAACGUUUGCUUGAUUGCCGAGAAGUGUGGCUCCCACACCGUGUAUCUUUUCUUGAG
Marchantia polymorpha subsp. ruderalis is the source of this 3717-nucleotide messenger RNA. Lineage: Eukaryota; Viridiplantae; Streptophyta; Marchantiopsida; Marchantiales; Marchantiaceae. The record is from the annotation of a GenBank genome assembly.